UCUUCAAUUUCCCCCUUUUUCUCUUUCUCUCUCUCUCUCUCUAGGUUUUCGUUUUCCAUUCUUUUCUUCUCCUCUCUCUCUCCCCGCAGUCAUGAGUAAUCCAGAAAAAGACAGCUUCGAUACUUCCGAGUUGGACGCAUCUCUUCCCGCCACCGCCGCCGCUUUGAGCGCCGAGGAUCGCGCGGGCUUAGUAAAUGCCCUUAAGAAUAAGCUGCACGAUUUGGCUGAGCAGCACGUUGACGUGAUGGAGUCGUUGCCGCCUAGAGUGCGCUCACGCGUCGAGGCGCUGAAGAGCAUUCAGAGCCAACAUGAUGAGCUAGAGGCGAAGUUUAUCGAGGAGAGAACAGCACUUGAAGCUAAAUACCAGACACUUUAUCAGCCGUUCUAUACGAAACGAUUUGAGAUUGUGAAUGGUGUUGCGGAGGUUGAAGGAGUGGCUGCUGAAUCCGAAGUUAAAGGUGUCCCAGACUUCUGGCUGAUAGCAAUGAAAUCUAAUGAGAUAUUGGGGGAGGAGAUAACAGAACGGGAUGAAGAGGCUCUAAAAUAUCUUAAGGAUAUUAAGUGGUCUAGGCUUGAAGAUCCCAAAGGCUUCAAGCUUGAGUUCUUCUUUGAUACCAAUCCCUUUUUCAAGAAUUCUGUUCUCACGAAAACAUACCAUAUGAUUGAAGAGGAUGAGCCUAUACUAGAGAAGGCAAUAGGGACAGUGAUUGAGUGGUAUCCUGGCAAAGGCUUGACUCAAAAAGUUUUGAAGAAAAAGCCAAAGAAGGGGGCAAAAAAUGCGAAGCCAAUUAUUAAGACUGAAAAGUGUGAAAGCUUUUUCAACUUCUUCAGUCCACCAGAGGUGCCAGAUGAAGACGAUGAUAUAGAUGAUGAUAAGGCUGAAGAACUCCAAAAUCUGAUGGAGCAAGACUAUGACAUUGGCUCCACGAUUCGUGAUAAAAUCAUCCCUCAUGCUGUUUCCUGGUUUACUGGGGAGGCUGCGGAAGGUGAGGAACUCGAAUUAUCAGAUGAGGAAGAUGAGGACGAUGAUGAUGAAGAAGAUGACGAAGAUGAAGAGGAAGACGAAGAUGAAGAUGAGGACGAUGAAGAGGAAAAAGUGGAAGUGAAGAGCAGGAAGAAGAAAGGAAGCCGAGCACCUGCUGGGGAAGGUCAACCAGGCGAACGCCCUCCAGAAUGCAAGCAACAAUAGAAUGGCUGAGAACAUCAAAAUGACCAUGAAACUGAUAUCUGCUCUCUUUGCAACCGUCUCCAUCAAUUUCAAGUUUUCGACUCAUUUGCUUGCCUCUUUCUGUUUUUGUGGCCUUGGUAUUGCUUAGUUAGGUGAAAUCAUUCAGUUUUCAGUUGUUACUUGAGGAUGUAUCUAUAUGGUUUUUGCUCAUCUUCUGUAAUACACUGGCCAACGGUAUUUGCCGAAGGUUUAUUUAUUUAUAUACCAGUGGACUUUGCUUUCAUCA
Molecule: messenger RNA, 1454 nt
Organism: Salvia splendens (bonfire salvia)
Lineage: Eukaryota; Viridiplantae; Streptophyta; Magnoliopsida; Lamiales; Lamiaceae
Product: nucleosome assembly protein 1;2
Exons: 11
Coding region: 92-1189 (365 amino acids)
Biological process (GO): nucleosome assembly
Cellular component (GO): nucleus
Source: RefSeq, a predicted model, not a curated record